AUGUCAGACCUGGAGAGCAGCAUGAUCACUAUUAUCCAAACUUUCCACCAAUACUCGGGUCAGAAGUGCAAUUUGAAGAAAGCAGACCUUAAAGAACUUAUCAACAAUGAGAUGAAUAAUUUCAUACAGAAAAUCAAGGAGAAUGACACUCUGGAUAAACUCUUCGCUGACCUCGACCAGAACGGAGAUUUGGAGAUCGACUUCAAAGAGUUCAUUGCCCUCAUCGCCAUGGUCACCUCUGCUUGCAAUGAACUGUUUAUUCCAAAGCACCAGAAAUAG
This is a messenger RNA of Pelmatolapia mariae (spotted tilapia), 279 nucleotides long. RefSeq names its product protein S100-B-like. The transcript is spliced from 2 exons. Gene Ontology annotation, molecular function: calcium-dependent protein binding; transition metal ion binding; calcium ion binding. The record is from RefSeq and is a predicted model, not a curated record. The coding region runs from base 1 to 279 and encodes 92 amino acids. Lineage: Eukaryota; Metazoa; Chordata; Actinopteri; Cichliformes; Cichlidae.